AUGUCCUUUGAAAUCCAGCCCCAAACAUCAAAUGAUGUACCAGAAGCCUUUGCAGCAGCGCGAAAAGCAUUUACCAGGUUUAAUAGCAUGCUAUUCAGCCCAUUCCCACUCUCGGCGGAGUCCAUGGAUGUCUUAGCACAAAAUAGGGUUGAAUCCUUCGACAAAAACCCAAAAGCAAAGUCUUUCAAAGCCGUGGAUCGCGAGACCGGCGCAAUCAUUGGAGCCGCAAGAUGGAGUAUCCACCCAGACGGCGAUAUUAUCGAGAAAACCGUGGAGGAAGAGAGCAACGCCGGAGUCAAGGCUUUCCAGGUGCCUGAGUUGCGUGAAGAUGUCGCUCGCGCAUUCUACGCGGGGCUCCUGGAGGGAAAACGCGAAAUAAUGGGGAUCAAAGAAGCUGAAGAAGAUGGGAAAGUGCUCAGAUUGAAGCCAAGGGUGGAUUUGGAAUCUCUCUUUACGCAUCCAGACCAUCAAGGCAAGGGGGUUGGGAAAGCGUUGUUGCGGCGGUGUAUCGAGGAAGCUGAGGAGUUGGGCUUGGUUGCGUAUCUGGAGGCGACGGAGGAGGGACAGCCGCUGUAUGAAAAGUGUGGGUUUGAGCCACUGAGAACGAACAUUUUUGAUGCGAAGGAGCUUGGUGGUGAGGGAACGCACCAGUAUACGUAUAUGAUAAGGACGCCGAAGACGAAACCUUCUGACGCUGCAGAAUGA
Messenger RNA from Talaromyces marneffei, 705 nucleotides. RefSeq lists its product as uncharacterized. The transcript has 2 exons. The coding region runs from base 1 to 705 and encodes 234 amino acids. The record is from RefSeq and is a predicted model, not a curated record. Gene Ontology annotation, molecular function: acyltransferase activity, transferring groups other than amino-acyl groups. NCBI's taxonomy places the organism in Eukaryota, Fungi, Ascomycota, Eurotiomycetes, Eurotiales, Trichocomaceae.